AGCAGCAAAGGGCCGGUCCCCAGGAUCGGCGGCCGCGACGGACAUGUCCUCGCUGGUGAAGGAGGACUUGCAGAAGAAGCUGUUUCACCCGCAAGGGCAGCGCCUGCAGGAGUUCAUAGAGAUCGAGUGCUCGGCCCCCGACAGGUUUUACCUCUGCGCCGCAGUGACUAAAGGUGAAGAAGUAGAAAUAUCUGUAGUGAAACACUUGAGAAUAGGUCUGGAUGAGAAAUACGAUAUCACUGAAAGGUGGUUUUUGAAAGAUCUGGAGAUGAUUGAUGGAAAAGAAGCAGACACUGAUAAUCCAUAUUUUGAUAUGCACUUUGAGAAGAUCUACAGUUGGGAAGCAUAUAGCUGUGCAUCUAAAUAUGCCUUUGCUCGAACGUUAAACAAACUGAAUUACAUGUAUCUUAAAAAGGACUUGAAGUUUGUGAAUUUUGAUAUAGCUUACAUAAAUGAUGAUUCAAUCUGGUCAUCCAACAAUGGGGACUGUUUAGUUCUCAUGAGGAUAUGCUUCUACGCUUCUAAUCUUUUAUGUCUGUCACUGUGUCCUAUGCCAUAAGGAUGGAUUUUAUAUCAAUAAAGUUACUAGAUGACUUCCAGUGCCAGAUUCUGACAAAUAAUCUAAUAUAAAAGAUAUGUGAUAUGCAGUAUUUGCUACUUAUUUUUACAUAUUAGUCAAAAGCAGAAAUACAAAAAAUAAAACCUCAUUUUUAUAUAAAUAAUGAAGUGUUUCUUUUAGUAAGAUCCCAAUACUGCAAACACUUGCACACCUGCUUAACUUUCGACACAACAAUAGUUCCAUGGCACUAUUCCUGUGAAUAAAGGUCAGCACAUGCACAAGUGUUUGUUGGGGCCCAAAUUAGCAUACAUUAAUGACCAAAAAUAUUUUUAAAUCAUUAUUGUCAGCUAAUUUGUGUCUUCAAAGAAGGGAAAAACAUCGUGUAGUUGAGAAAUGCAAAAUUCAAUUUCUAAAUAUGUCGAAAUAUAGGUUUUUUUAAAAGAUUAUAUCUAGAUAAAUACAGAGGUUGAAAUCCUGGCUCUGUUGAAGUUGAUGGGAGUUUAGUCACUGAGUAAAAUUCUGGCUUCAUUGAUGCCAAUGUGGAGAAAUAUAUGUGUCUAUACAAUUUUUAAUGGAGUGACAAAUACUUCUUUGCCUUAUAUGUCCUUUGCUAGAUGUAACUUAUUUUGUUCCUUGGCUGCCGCAAACCGGGACUACUGGACUCAGGGAGUCGAUGAGAGAGUACUCAGCUAAACACUAUAAGUCACACCCCUCACUGGAUCAGUCGCGGCCUCAUUUAUUUCCUCUCUCUGGUUUGGUAGCCUAUGGUAGACCCCUAACAUGAGGUCACCCUUUUUUCCCCUUUUAUCUUUAUCCAGAGACUUUUAACUGGUUUGCCUCUCAGAAAAAAUAAUGCAACACCUCCUUCAUUUUACCCCUACUGUUCCUUCCUGAACAAGCAUGCCCCUGUGUAUUCCAGUCAUAAGAUUUAGUCCAAUAUGACCAAACUUCAGUGUCCCAGUGCAUUGAGAUCCCAGCCCAUCAGUGCUCCUCUCCACCUAAUUCAGCCUACCACCCAGAAGAUCAAGACCCUCCAGAUCCUGAGUCAACCCAGUUUCACUUUCACUUCAGCCUCCAGUCUGAACCCCUUUUCCCUCCAUGCCCAGCACUAAGCCCCCUGCAAGGAAACAUUUCAGGCACCCCCACUCUCUUCCUCUGCACAUGCCCUGCUCUCUCUCCUCAGCCACUCUUUUCUCAGGGUGCCCCUACCCAGCCCAAGUAUCCACCCAUGCACAGAGACUCCCUACAAUAGGCCACGUGCUCCACUCCUGUCUCUUCCAAUAGCAAGUCAGCCUCAUUCUAUUUUCAUGUGUCAUGAAUAAAUGGACCUGCUCAAUGCUUAGCACUGUGAUCCAAGAUAGCAGCACUUGUGGCCAUCCAUUCCAGUGGAGGAUGAAGCUCUUGCCCGAGUAAGCCAGUAGGGUUUCUUCCUAUGAUGCCUCAUCCCACUCCAUUCCAGCCCAGGCACUGCCAGUUAACCUGCCCCAAACUCCCUCUCCGGUAUUGCAGGAGAUGAUAUUAAAUUAUGAGUCAGGAGGGUUUUGGUUAUAAAUUGUAGUUUCUUUGAUGUGACAGGAAAAUUGGUCAGUCUUACUAGCCCAAAUUACUUCUUCCUCUGUGAUAAAUCUGGUGCAUCUCUGUAAUGAAUCUGGUGCAUAAACCAGUACAUUAGUGGGGAUGGAGUUACUUUCCACUCCUCCCUGCACACUCACCAUUCACUGUGUGCAAUGAGGAGUAGUUGCCUGCCAGUGGCCUCUCUUUUCUACUCCUGUGAAGGCUCUGGUGAUGCAGGUAGUUCAUGAAAGGCAUAGGGAUGCUCCUUAGACUCCCUCGCUCUUCUGCACAGGUUCACAUGAGGGCCCUUGUUUGACCUAUAAAGGAGAAGAAGAAUGUCCCUGAAGUUAAGGCACAGAGCUGAGCUCUGGAUUCUAAUAUCCAGUUCUGACUAAUUUGGUUUGUGACCUUGGGCAAGCCAAUUAACCUCUCUGAGUUCAGUAAAUCCUAUCUGUAAAAUGGAGAUACAGUGAUCUUGUGGGGCUUACUUCAUUAAUAUCUUUAAGCACUUUGAAAUUUCAGAUUGAAGGGCCUGUAUAAAUGCAUUUUAAUUGAAAUGGAACAGAAUCAAAUAAAAACAUAACUACAUGGGUGGUCAUUGCAGCUAGGGUUGGGGGAGGCAGGCCUCAGCCCCACCUACAGCCCUGUCGCCUCUGCUGAGCCCUUGCCCCCCCACCACAAGGAGGAGAGGAGGUGGGUCAGUGUGCAGAGUGGA
Messenger RNA from Pelodiscus sinensis (Chinese soft-shelled turtle), 2828 nucleotides. RefSeq names its product exocyst complex component 1 like (gene EXOC1L). Gene Ontology annotation, biological process: exocytosis; Golgi to plasma membrane transport. Gene Ontology annotation, cellular component: exocyst; plasma membrane. NCBI's taxonomy places the organism in Eukaryota, Metazoa, Chordata, Testudines, Trionychidae. The record is from RefSeq and is a predicted model, not a curated record. Gene Ontology annotation, molecular function: phosphatidylinositol-4,5-bisphosphate binding.